Morone saxatilis (striped sea-bass) is the source of this 2105-nucleotide messenger RNA. RefSeq names its product shieldin complex subunit 2 (gene shld2). Gene Ontology annotation, cellular component: nucleus; site of double-strand break. The record is from RefSeq and is a predicted model, not a curated record. Lineage: Eukaryota; Metazoa; Chordata; Actinopteri; Moronidae. Gene Ontology annotation, biological process: regulation of double-strand break repair via homologous recombination.
ACAUCAUGAGCAAGCGGCCAAAGAUCCACGUCUUCCUGGGGGCUCCUCCUCCCUCCUCUGGCCCAGCCUUGGUGUCCGGUUCUGGGGUGAACAGCGGGGAGCAUCCCCCUGUCGACUGGAGACACCUGGAGCUCACCUGGCAGGAUGGACAUCUGAGGCCGGCAACAGACGAGGGUGAAAGGACCAGGAUGGAGGACGAGAAAGCUGAUCCCGGGAAGGAAGAUCAGUGUUCGGCUUCAGUUCAUGAGUAUCUGGACGGCUGUUUCCCUGCAGAACCAGAACAACCAGAACCUGCAGCAGCCGUCCCUCCUCUGUCGGCCCAGACUCAGUACCUCACCACCUGGACUCUGAGUCAGGCUUUAAUCCUGCGAGGCAGACGUGGCGUCCAAUCAGCAACCAGCCCUGAGAAAACCCCACCUCCUCACACCCCGCCCUCCGUCUCCUCCAGCACGCCGGAGCUCUUCAGCCCCAUAACGCCGUCGCCGGGAGCCUCCGCGGAGCUCUUCAGCCCGACUCUGAGGGCGGAGGAAGGGGGCGUCGUGGUUGAGACCACCGCAGACGGGCUGCUCUGCUCCCAGGAUGCUGAGCAACACGAGUCCAAAAGCUCCCCCGAUUUCAAGAGAGCCCGAAUCCCAGAAAACCUCAGGACUGAAGAGUCUGUAGUGCCGUCGGACGGCGCCACUGCCGGGCCCCGGGGUGCCACCACACUCCUGACCCGGUGUGACAAGCUGGGAACGCGGUACUCGGUUCUGGUGGCGGUGGUUCACCCCUGUCACCUGAAGGAGGUCAAGGUGAAGUCCGGGCCGGCGGCAGGAACCUUCGUACCUCUGGCGUCCAUCGUGGUGACGGACCAAUCAGGUGUUGAGAUGAAGGUGGUGCUGUGGCGGCGAGCAGCUUUCUGGGCGUUGACAGUCAGUCCUGGAGACGUUCUGCUCAUCACAGGACUGCAGCUGAAUGAAGACAGGUGGAGAGGAGAGACGGUGCUGCAGUCGACCUUCAGCAGCAAACUGCUCAACCUGGGACAGAUCGCCUCCUCCUCCUCGCCACCAGUCCCUCAGCACGUUGAUGCUCGCUCUCUCAGCUCUCUGAGUGGCUUUCUUCGGGAGCGGCGCCCCCUGCUGGUGUCUUUGAACCUCCACCCCCCCCAGGACCCGAACCGCCUCCCUUACGCCACUCUGAGGUCAUUGAAGGGCAACACGCUGGUUCACGCUUUGCUGCGUGUCACACACACGCACAUGAGCACAGCGUGGCGGAGUGAGGCGGAGUCUCGCUGCAGGUCGGCUGUUCAGCUGAAGGCCGUUCUGACUGUGGAGCAACUGGACGGUCAGCAGGGGGCGCUGCUGCUGUGGGGAGCAGCUGUGGACUGGCUGCCUCGCUUUAACCGGGACAGAGCGGCUGUGUGGGACUUCCGUGUCCUCCUGGUGAGGGACGGUUUGACCACCGACCUCCCAGAGCUGCACUCCACCCCCUGGAGCUCCGUCCGGCCUUUGGACCCCGCCAGCCGCCGAGCACAGGACUUCCUCCGACCGCAAUCCGUUUGGACAGGAGACAUUCUGGAGCUGGACCUCGACACGCUGCUGUCCCAGAGAUACAGCGGUGACGUGGAGCUCAGAGUCCAGGUCACCGCCUUCCACUUCCAGAACUCUCUGCCUUCCCAGAAUGCACUGCAGCCGUUCCUGUACAGCGCCACCCCGUUGGACGGUAUUCUGGCGGCACUGAGCGGCGACAUCACCUACACCGGCUGCGGCCGCUGCUCCACCGAGCUCGACUCCGACGCCAACAGCAUCUACGGCCCCUGCUACCCCUGCCUGCCGCACACUGUCGUCCGCCGCUACUACAGGCCAGGUGUGCUGACAGUGAGUGGGCAGGGCAGCACUCAGGGUGGUGUUUCAGGUUCCUCCGGUUCCACUGCAGAAGAUUCUCGGAAGCUCCGCCUGAUAAACCUCCACAGGAGCUCAGCGGGAGAGGAUCCAGACCCUCCUCAUCCCUACCAACAAAACUCUUCAUUCAUCACCGGUCCGGAGCCACUUCCUGAGCGAACGAAGAACAGCGUCCCCAUCAACCAGGACCUCACACUGCUGGAUCUUCAGUUCCCAGCUGAAUGA